GGCAGUAGGCAACACGGCCGACGCCGAAGCACCGCGCCAAGUAUCCGGCCGGGGAGCCCCGGGAGAUAUUCUAAAGAUAGAAAACGCGCGCACGCAUCCGCGACGCGGAUCGAGAGGACGCGUGAACCCCUGGCCUCGUACGCGCGCGUUUCCGCGCGAACGACGACGAUGACGAGUCGUCAUCGUCGCGCGUGACGCGGCGGAAUCGAGGCGAACGAUCGAACGCGGGGUAUCGAGGACGCGCCGGAAGGAAGAGGAAGACUUUUCCGCCCCCCCGCGAGUCGAGAGGAUCUCGAAAAACGUGAACGAGACGCGCGUAAUCGAUCCGUGGUGACACGCGAGUGAAGCGGAAGCGACGAGGAAAACCAAUGAUUCUCGAUCGCUCAAUUUUCCAUGAUUCAUUUAAUAUCCCGGAAAUCGAGGAACAUGAAGAUACUUAAGGAGGUUGUGACUGUUUGCAUAAUCAUCGACUGGACCAGUGAAGCAAAUGAAGCGAACUGUACGCUUAUUAGUAAAAAUCUCGAAUAAUUCGAGGGACAAUCAGUGAUGAAAAUGAAUGGCAGAUACAUGAAGACUGUUACAUUGAAGAGUUAAUGAAUCUAAUGAACUUCUGAGAAGGAGAAAAGUGAAUUUAUUAUAAAAUAAUGAAAGGAUAUAAUUUGCACACUUAGUGAAAAUAUAUACAAUAAGUCUCAUUAAGAGAAGAACGAAUGAGAGAAAAAAGUAAAAGAGAAAAAAGGAGAAAAGGACGAGAUUGGGAAUGAAUAAAAUAUGUGAUAUAAAAGCCCGAUAAGUAUGAAAUAAAUAAUAAAAAAGAUUCAACAGCAGGAAAACAGAUCCUAGUGAAACGAGAAGAUGAGCUUGUACGUUGGACACAAAACGUGCAAAAGAAGGGAAAAGACGAGACGUGGGUAAAGAAAAUUGGAUGAAAUUGCUGGAGGAAAGCAAUUACAGAUAUCCUUGGAGGAAAUAAGACGACCAUGAACUGAUACAUAAAGCUCUAGUGAUAAAAGCGGGGAAAUCGAUAGCGGAAGAUUUAGGAGCAAAAACGCGCGAUAAAGUGCAGAGAUCUUGAAAAAGGGAAAAUUUGGCACGCCGAGUGGUGAGAAUUGAUGUUGAAGGAGAAAUGGAGGAGAAAAGGUUAGAUAGAUGAACUCACAGAGCGGAAAACUUGGUGUGAAGAAGAAAAGCAGCAACCUGAGAGUGAGAAGGAGAGGGAACACGCGAAGUUUAAGCGAUGGGUGACCGCGAGAAGACGGGGGACGCUCGAGUGAGGGAUGAGGGAAUAGAGAUGUGGGGGUGAAUUAAUGCGCGUCUUGGAAUCAUCGUGCGUCCUUAAUUACAAGAAAGGAUAAAUGUAUACACGUCAAGAAUAUAUCAGGCACAUAAUAAGAUUCGUAUGAAGAGGGAAAGCUUCCACGAAGCUUGCUCUGCUUAUUUUCGCGCUGUCAGCGAUGGCGAUCGUUCACAGACGACCAACUUAGAAGCGGCCGACUCGCUCUAAAAAGCGCACGUGCUCCUCAUCAAGAUCGUACGCUGAAGUAAUACAUGGAUACGAAUCUUCCUCACCGGCCACCAAGUGUUCGAAGUGAAUGGCAAGUUUCUUCGAUCAUUCGCUUUCAGCGGUUGCCUCGUAUCACUCGACGAUUUAAUAAAAAAAAAAGACAAUAGACUCCAACAAAAACACGAGGAUUUUUCAAGUUCGACCACGUGCACUGUGUUCAGGAGAGUAGAGAGCAAUGUAAAGAUUACGCCCAGAGAACUUAAAAAUAACACGCGUUCUUUAUCCAAAGCAUCUUUUUACUGCCGAUCUGCGAUUCGACAAAAAACUAAAGUUUCUUCGUCGCCGAUGGUAUUUCGUAUCGUCCGUCUUAACGUAGUGCAGUGCGAUCUUCCGGAUCCUCCGAUGUGUUGUAAACUUAGACUGAGGAAGUGGCAGGAAGCGGAAGCGGAAUCUAACUGUCAUCGCGCAAUUUACGGAUUUCGCGGGGAAAAGUGGUGAUCGUCUCCCACGUUACGGCUUGGCCGGGUCGGUUAGUGUCUUUCGCGGCACAGGAAGUCGCGUUCGAGACUUGUAGCCUCAACAUGGGUUGCGAACUGAGCAAACUGGCCACCACGAAAUCGCGCAAUCAGACCGGAAACGAUGGCUCUUCGCCACCGCCGCCGGCCGCCACAGAUCCGCGACUUCCGCUCACAGCCAGGCAAAAAUUUACGGUUAUCGCAAGCUGGAAAGCGGUCUCCAGGGCAUUGGAACCCACGGGCGUAUACAUGUUCAUAAGGUUGUUUGAAGAGAACGCGGAAUUGUUAAAUAUGUUCACAAAAUUCCGGGAUUUGAAAACGAAGGAACAGCAAUCGACGAGUAUGGAAUUGGCCGAGCAUGCGAAAACAGUCAUGUCCACCCUUGACGAAGGGAUCAAGAGUCUGGACGAUAUGGACGCGUUUUUGACGUACCUUCACGAGGUUGGGGCCUCUCACACGAAAAUCCCUGGCUUCAACCGGCAAUACUUCUGGAAAAUUGAGAAACCGUUUCUGGAUGCGGUGGAGCGUACACUGGAGGACCGAUAUUCGGAGAAUGUGGAGAACAUCUACAAGCUGACGAUCAAAUUCAUCAUCGAGACGUUGAUCGACGGCUUUGACAAGGCACAGAACGACAAGGCCAAGUCCUAGUCGUCCUAGUUUCGAGGAUCCGGCACGCACGUGAUCGCCCUCGAUCCUUCGAAAUGUUGAUCGUCCCCCCUGGUUCUCCCGGUCCCCCCUGGAACGGAAAAGAGCCACAGCCGCCAUGCCGAUUCCUCGGUAAACGGCGAUGGGACAAUCGUCGUCCUUGCGUUGGUUCGUCGCUCCUUCGUUUCCUGAAUCCGUUUCGCGCGGAUUCCCGAGAAACGCGAAUAUAUGCGAGAGCACGUGACGUUUACGUCGUAAAUGUUCUCGUCGGCCUGAGAUCUUUCUUUCCCUCGAGCGGGUCUCGCUAUUAGACGUAUCCGAAUAUUGAAAAACGGUUUGGAGUCAAUCUCUCGGGACUUCUUCAAAAAUCGCGUCGCUACGCGAGCCGAAAGAGUCGCGCGAUUCUUCCGACGGUCGAAGGGUUUUCAACGAUUCGAUUCGAUAUUCGAUUAAUUUUUCAGGGG
Camponotus floridanus (Florida carpenter ant) is the source of this 3128-nucleotide messenger RNA. Its product is annotated as neuroglobin. The coding region runs from base 2086 to 2667 and encodes 193 amino acids. Lineage: Eukaryota; Metazoa; Arthropoda; Insecta; Hymenoptera; Formicidae. The record is from RefSeq and is a predicted model, not a curated record. The transcript is spliced from 4 exons. Gene Ontology annotation, molecular function: heme binding; oxygen binding.